This is a messenger RNA of Trichomonas vaginalis G3, 2220 nucleotides long. RefSeq lists its product as uncharacterized. The coding region runs from base 1 to 2220 and encodes 739 amino acids. The record is from RefSeq and is a predicted model, not a curated record. The transcript has a single exon. Lineage: Eukaryota; Parabasalia; Trichomonadida; Trichomonadidae.
AUGAAUGAUGAUUCAACUUUAUCAGCCGAGGAUUCAAGGCUAGUUCAACCAAAACUGAAUCCACCGGUUCCUAUAGCUGAAAAUCCUAAAGUUAUUAUCACCCCUAUAUCAAGUUCGCCAUUUCCACCUUUUUCACAUUUAUUUUUCUCGAUUACAAAAGCAAUAAAUCUUCAUUCUUGCUCACAAAGAAAAGUAUUUCCUAGAUUACGUAUAAAUGCAGCAUUAAACAUGAUAGAUUGUCCAGAUGUUUGGUGCAGUAAUACAGAAGCCAUUUUUAAUGCAGCAUAUGCAUUGGAUUUUUCAGGAUUAUCUAAUCUAUCACUUACAAAUUCCAUUCCUGUUAUAGAAUUUCAUAAAAAAUACCCACAUAAAACAGAAUUUUUCGGAUACUGCACUUGCGAUCUUAAAAUUCAAAAGACAGUUGAGAUUGAUGGCAAGAAACUCUCUAUUAUCGCUUUAAACAAAGAAUACCAAAUUAACGACAUUGGAAGCAAAAAUGUAAUUGGAUCAGUAUUUCUUAGUAUUGGAUUAGGCUAUAUAAAUCAUAGAGAUGUGUUCGAUCCAAACUCUCCAAAUUACUGCCAAAUUCAAACUCCUCCACCUAUACAAGUUUGUAAACCUGCCAAAAAGCCUAUUAAAGUAAAGAAAAAUCAGAAAAAGAACAAAAGAAGAAGACCAAAACGUAAAUACGAUUAUUACUAUAGCGAUGAUUAUUAUUACUCAGAUUAUAGCGAUUAUAGUGAUGACUGGGAAGAACAAGCCGUUAAAAACGGUUGGUUACGACCAGGAACAAAAAUCGACUGGAAAGAAAAAGCAAAAACAGAAGGAUGGGCUCCACCAGAAAUUGUUGCGAAAUAUUCUGUUGACACAUCAUGCAAUUUACUUGCUUCUUCUCUAGUCAAUAUAUCAGUACAAGCAAUUGAUGUUCCAAUGCUUGCUGGUGAAUUAUCCAACGUUAGUAAAAUUAAUUCAUCAAAUUCAUCUCCAUCAAAGCCCGAUCUUGAGAAGGAAGAAGCAACAAAUGAUAUACAAAAGUAUCUUGAUAUGCUUCAAGCUGAAGAAGAAGCUACAGAAAAACAAAACCAAUCUCAUUUAAGUUAUCACGAAGAAGAUAUAUUCUCAAGGGUUAGUGAGAACAACCCACCAGAGUCAAAUCUGUUUUCUACAUCACGAGAAGAAGAAUCACAUUAUAGCAAUAAUAAAUCGAAUUUAUCUUCUAAAAACGACAUCAAUGACUUCGAAAAACUCAAUGACUCCGACAAACUCGAUCCUCUUAUUCAAUCAGAUCGAUCAACAAAAUCAAAUAAGUCAAAUAAGUCUAAUAACUCCAAAAAAUCAACGAAAUCCUCUAUAAUUAAUGCAGUAUCAGAUGAUUUCGAUGAACUUGAUCUUACUUCUAAAUCAAAUACCCUUAGAACAAGUCAGACAGAUCAACUUGGAAAAUCUGAUAAAAUUAACAGUAUGAAACCAACUGAUAAUCAGACAAUUUCUGGACUUACUCCUACAAAUGAUAAAUUUGCCGAACUUUCUGCAUCAAGUACUCAAAAAUCUCUUGAUCUUUCAAUCAAAUCUAAUAAGAGCAGCAAAGCUGAUAAUCAAGAUGACCUUAUAAAUACAAGUAACUCAAAUAAAUCCAAUAAAUCAGUUCAAAAUGACCUUAUCAAUACAAAUAAAUCUGAUAAAUCCAAUAAAUCAGCUCAAAAUAAUAAUUUUGAUACAAAAUUAGAUUCUGAUAAGUUAUCAGACUCUAUUAAAUCAUUUAAAUCAGAUAAUUCCCUUAAACAAGAUAGACCAACGACAAAUACUGAUAAUUCACUUCAAAAGAGCAAACCAAUUGAUUCAACUUUAUCAGAUUCUGAUUCAGAUAUUCCUCAAGGCCAGAUUCUUCGAAAGUCGAAAGAGAUUCUUGGCGGUGAUGAUGAAGAAGAGGAAGAAGAAGAUUCACUCGUAACUCCUGAAACAAUUGAGAAAUUUAAGAAGAAAAUUGAUGAUCUUAGAAACCAAAUAGGGGAUGAUGAAGAAGAGGAAGAGGAAGAUGAUUUUGUUAGUAAAGAUGAUAUACUUGCUAUUCUUGAUAAAAUAGCAGCAGGAAAAGAAGAAGAAGAAACAAAAGAAAAUCAAACAAAAUCAAAUUUGAGCAACAUCGAAGGACAAUCAAAAUCAAUUAUAGGUGUAGAACAGGAGCCUGAAUUCAGCGUAUUAAGUGACGAAGAUAUUUAA